AUGGGAUUUUUAGACAGCCAUGCACACACAGCAGUGUCAUCAACAAUCAAUAAGCUUAUUGAGCAGACGGAUCCAAACGGAGAUGACGGAAUUAUGGAGGCGGAAAUCGGAAAUCUUCUAGAUAUGAUUCGUCUUCAAAAAGAUCCGAUCGAAUCCGGACCUACGGAAGCAGCAAGAGCAAUCCGGAAAAAACUCAAGUAUGGAUCAAUAAGCGCCCAGAUAAACGCCCUCAACUUGCUCAACUUGCUAGUGGCAAACGGUGGGGAGGGCAGAAUGGCCCUUUUGUACAAUGACCGGAAGCUUCUAGACAGAAUGGUGAAGACGGUGUCGCCGUACACGGGCGACGCGUCGAUCGACCGCAGAGUCGUCCGCAAAGCGAGAGAGCUUGUUUUGGCGUGGAAGGAGGAGUAUGAGGAUGACGACUCGCGUGAGUCUCUUGCAGAUCUUUAUGGUAGAUGUGGCCUAGGUCGGAAAUCCGGCCGGGUUGCAACCAGAGAGUCAGUUCCAGACUUUAUGAAUGAUGAAGCAGAUGAAAGUUCGGGAUUCGACACUCGGAUCGGGUCUCGUCUGGACGAUGAAGUCGAUGAGGAGUCGGUAGGCGGGCCGUCGGAGUUUAGAGGGUCUUCGUACAGGUCUGAAAAUCCAAAGAGAGGUGUAACUCGCCGGAAAACGAAUAAAGAGUUGGAUAAACAGUUCAAAAUUCCAAGAAUCGAUUACGAGAAGGAAACCCCACGCAUAUAUAAGAUUAUUGCAGAGGCGAAUGUUCUUUCGAUCAAUCUCGAGGACUCGUUGCGCGUUCUUAAGCCGGGUGAAUUGUCGAUUCACUCCGAAAAGGCUAACAAGUGCUUUGACGAGUGUAGAUUGAUCCGGCGGAGAAUCCUCCGGUAUCUCCAGCUUGUGGACAAGGAGGAGCUCCUCAGUGCACUCUUGAAGUGCAACGAUGAUCUUGUUGCGUGCUUAAAACACUAUGCUGACUUAAGUGAGCCUGCUGAAGCCAGAAGAAGUGCUGCUGGAAACGCCGACGCGUCGACAGACGACGAUUCCUUGUCUGACUACGAGACCGACGAGUCGCUGGACGACGGCCUGGGCGCGCAGUUCCGGGACGCCGACAUCGCGCCGAUCGACGCGUCGAACGACCGCCGCGACUCCGUUUCCUCUGACUCGUCUUUGAAACGUGUUCCUGUCAAAUCUGCUGCCCCUGGGCGUCCUGCCAAGCCUCUGGCCUUCCGGGUGAAGCGGGGGAAGAGAGAGAAGCCGGCGGCUGAGCCGUCGGUACGUCGGGAAACCGAAGUUGAUGAUGCUGAUCCAUUUAGUGAUGAUAACAAGGUUGAUAGAGGCAGCUCCUGGAUAUGA
Brettanomyces bruxellensis is the source of this 1353-nucleotide messenger RNA. RefSeq lists its product as uncharacterized. Gene Ontology annotation, biological process: endocytosis; actin filament organization; actin cortical patch localization. The coding region runs from base 1 to 1353 and encodes 450 amino acids. The transcript has a single exon. Gene Ontology annotation, cellular component: actin cortical patch. Gene Ontology annotation, molecular function: ubiquitin binding; phosphatidylinositol binding. The record is from RefSeq and is a predicted model, not a curated record. NCBI's taxonomy places the organism in Eukaryota, Fungi, Ascomycota, Pichiomycetes, Pichiales, Pichiaceae.